This is a messenger RNA of Hibiscus syriacus, 1121 nucleotides long. Its product is annotated as probable adenylate kinase 7, mitochondrial. Gene Ontology annotation, cellular component: cytoplasm; mitochondrion. The record is from RefSeq and is a predicted model, not a curated record. NCBI's taxonomy places the organism in Eukaryota, Viridiplantae, Streptophyta, Magnoliopsida, Malvales, Malvaceae. The transcript is spliced from 4 exons. Gene Ontology annotation, biological process: nucleobase-containing compound metabolic process. The coding region runs from base 68 to 871 and encodes 267 amino acids. Gene Ontology annotation, molecular function: AMP kinase activity; ATP binding.
UUCCAAAGUUUUCCCUUUCUUUGAAAAAAAAUAAAAAAUCAUUUUCCCUAAAACCCUAAAGCCACCAAUGACUUGCGUCCCCAAGCUCCGAGUUGCCGCCGCCGUUGUUUCUUCCUUCGUUAAUCCACUCCGACAUCGGAUCCGGUUCUUUGGAUCUGCCGCCGCCUUGGAGAUCCCCUACGACGAUGAAUACUACGAGUACGAUCAAGCUCACUGGGACCGGCGUUCAGCUCAGCCGAAGAUUGACGUGGAUGGGUCGGCGACAGAGAGGGGAGUACAGUGGGUGCUUAUUGGGGAGCCUGGGGUCAAACGACAUGCUUUUGCUGAGAGGCUGUCGAAGCUUCUAGAAGUUCCACAUAUUUCAAUGGGUACUCUCGUUAGACAAGAGCUUAAUCCCCGCUCUUCUCUUUACAAACAGAUUGCAAAUGCUGUGAAUGAAGGGAAGCUUGUUCCAGAGGAUGUAAUUUUUGCUUUGUUAUCUAAAAGACUUGAAGAAGGUUACUAUGGAGGUGAAAAUGGUUUCAUUCUUGAUGGGAUUCCUCGUAACAGGAUCCAAGCUGAGAUUCUUGAUCAAGUUACUGAUAUUGAUCUGGUUGUGAAAUUUAAAUGCACUGAAGAAUAUCUGUUGAAAAGUUCAGAAAGUGAAGUUCUUCACAUAGGCCAUUCCAAAGAUGUAGGAACUUCCUGGAAGAAAAAUGUCCGUGCAUAUUCAGAGCAGGCCAAGUCGGUGGAGGAUUAUUACAGUAGGCAAAAGAAGCUUCUCAACUUUCAGGUAUCCGGAACACCGGCGGAUGCAUGGCAAGGUCUUUUGGCUGCAUUACAUCUCCAACAUAUUAAUGCUCUCACUUCUUCACAUAAGCUGACGUCGUGAACGUCCUUAUUCUUGAAAACUAGUGUUUACUUUUGGUAUUCCGGCAUCAUAGUAAAUAUGUAACUAUUGAGUGAUAGGCAAGUUUUUUAGUGUGGCAAACAACCUUUGUUGGAUUUGCCUCUGAAGUUAUGUUUCCCUUUUGUGAGUUACUAUGCAGUUUGAAAGUAUGUAAUGUAGUUUUGGCCAAGGGCAGAGAUGAUCAUUGUCCCAUAUAAUCGCUUCUAAUAUAAGGAUUGCUUUGUCUUCUUCA